Planococcus citri (citrus mealybug) is the source of this 2657-nucleotide messenger RNA. RefSeq names its product lysosomal acid glucosylceramidase-like. The coding region runs from base 1483 to 2586 and encodes 367 amino acids. The record is from RefSeq and is a predicted model, not a curated record. Gene Ontology annotation, molecular function: glucosylceramidase activity. Lineage: Eukaryota; Metazoa; Arthropoda; Insecta; Hemiptera; Pseudococcidae. Gene Ontology annotation, biological process: glucosylceramide catabolic process. The transcript has 10 exons.
UUUUACAAACUUUGGAAUAAUUUCAUAUCUGCCUAUACUUUCAGAUCGUACAACGAAUAAUAGCAAAGCUCACUCGUGAAUCCAAUGUAAAAAGUUCCAUCGAAGUAUUUUUCUACGUAAUUUUAACCGUUUCAGUAUUGACAGCGAAUGCGUCGUCGAUUUCGAGACAUUUUAUUAAUUCGGAUAUAUCGUCAUUCUGCGUCUAUGACAAAUGCACCGUUAUAUUCCCCAAUGGCACAUCCAGAACUUUAUCAUUUUUAGAUUUUCACAAAUUUGAUCUAUUAGAUAAUGCAAAUGAAAUCGAUUCGCAUCUCGAUGACCAAAUCAACGAGGAAAAUUCAACUCGAAAGAACGAAGGAAGUUUAUUCGAUGUCACAGAAUUUGAUUCUGAUAUCAAUACCACAGUUAUUCAGAUUCCCCCAACCAAAGAUGAGUUUGUUGAACAAGAUUUUACGACUACGUUCUCGAUUAUUUCUCCUGCGAAUGAGUCGAAUGCAACCAAACUCACGUACACGACAACUCGUAGUGUUGGAGACGAAAUUAUUUCGUUAGAUGAUGCCAAUGCGAGUGAAUUUGUCACUAUGUUUCCUGAAGAACUCGAUCAAAUCUAUUUUAAUUCGCCACGAGAGCAUGAAAUUGAAUCCAGAAGUGUUUCUGAAAAGCCUCCUUGUCAAUUUGCAUCUCAAAUGGAUAACGAUACGAGUCCAGAAACACCAUCAUCGGAAUCCAAUCGUCCAGGAUGUUUUGGGGAUGAUAAUUUUAAAGAAAAUGGUACAUCUGGAAGCACUCCAGGAGGAUGUGGAGGCUGGGAUCAACAUGAUGCAGUCACAGAUAAAUAUGGUAAUCCAAUAAAUUCUUCUACCUCUGAUGAAUUUGAAAAAAUAACGACUACGACUGAAAUGGAUUAUGAUUAUAUUGAUGAUGAAGAUGAAAUUUUCCUAGAACAGGAGCCCAUCAUAAAACCAACUCGAGAAGAGAUAGAAGAAGCUGAAAAAAUGACCGAAUGUGCAAAACUGAAAACAACCGAUGGAAUAGUUUGCGUUUGCAAUGAAACCUAUUGCGACAAAUUCAUACCACCUGAUCCAACACCAAAAUGGGUGUAUACUUGGUACAUGUCUUCAAAAGAAGGACAUCGUUUUAAGAAAUCAAUAAAUAACAUGUCCGCAUACGAAGGCCAUGAAGAAGGUAUCUAUGAUCCAUAUUGUGUUUGAAAAUUUCUAAAAUCCUAUUUAUGUACUGUAGGUAUUUAUCUUUUGUUUCGUUCAUGAAGGAGCUUUCUAUGUGAAUACUUCUAGAAGAUAUCAAAAAAUUAUAGGCUUUGGAGGAGCUUUUACCGAUACAGCUUGUAAAUUGAUUUCAGACUUGAGCAAAGAAACGAAAAAGAAUUUACUCGAGUCGUAUUUCGGACUAUUUGGAAUAAAUUACAAAUUGGGUCGUGUUCCUAUCGGAGGUACAGACUUUUCUCCAAGGUUUUACACUUAUAUGGAUAAAAAAGACGAAUCCAUGUCAACUUUUAUGCUAACUGAGCUUGAUUUCAAAUAUAAGAUACCAAUAAUUUUGGAAGCAAUGAAAAUCACUCAUAAUCAGCUGAAAUUAAUUGGAAGCGCGUGGUGGGCACCACUUUGGAUGAAAACCGUGUCCAGUAUGAAUCGUGGAACUUUGAAGCGCGAGUAUUGGUCACAAUGGGCAGAAUAUCACGUAAAAUUCCUCGACCAAUACUCGAGAAACGACAUAAAAUUCUGGGCCAUAAGUACCGGAAACAGACCAACGAACUCACACUACUUCACAUACCAACCUAACAUAAAUACUAUGGAGUGGACCCCUUACGAGCAAAGUGAAUGGGUUAGUUCUUACUUGAAUCCGAUGUUGAAGAAUUCUUCGCACAGCAGGGUCCUACUUCUUGGAUUUGAUGACAACCGAGGAUUCGUCACAUUUUACUUGAAAUAUUUUUUCGAAGAUUAUCAACUAAAUUCUUUCGAUGAUUCAACAUACGAGUACUUACACAAGAGUCGCGUUAAAGAUGCAAUUUCUGGUAUAGCUUUUCACGGUUAUAUGGAUCACGAGAGGAAUUUGCCAUAUCUGCAACAAACAAAGGAUAUGUUUCACGAUAAAUUUUUGAUUUAUACUGAGACUGGUUGUGUUGGAGCCACCAAACUAGGAGCUUGGACAUGUGGUGAAACAUUUGCAAUUAAAAUAAUACAAGCUCUAAAUAACUGGGUGACCGGAUGGAUGGACUGGAACAUUGCAUUAGAUCCCAAAGGUGGACCAAAACUUGCAAAUAACCUGUUCCAUUCUCCGAUCAUAAUCGACACAAAACGAGACGAAUUUUACAAAGAUCCUGCCUUUUAUGUAAUGGCACAUUUCUCCAUUUUCCUAUUACCAAAUUCUUACCGAAUUGAACUAAAAGCACCAAGAGGGAUUGAGGGAAUUUAUGCAGUAGCUGGGUAUCGUCCUGACGAUGGCAAAGUCAUCGUGUUUUAUAAUCAGUAUGAAGCAGAGAGGCAAUUGAUUUUUUUAAUAGACGAAAACUAUAAGGUUUCACUCACCGUUCCAGGCCAAUCGAUCAACUCUGUGUUAUUUUGGUAGAAAUUACCUAGAUAGGUAUUAAGUACCUACAUAACGAUCAAAUAUAUAAUAAAAAAAAUGUUGUCUUAUAA